UGCACGGACGGAAAGAAGCGACUCCCUCCGUUUACACCCGAAUAAAACGUCCGCUGAAAACGCCCCGCCCUCAGCCAAGAAACAGGCGGGGUCGCGGCUUAUUGGGCCGGAGCCGGAAACGUGGAAGGCUGGGCUCAAUGCCGCGCAAGGAGGCGGGCGAUGUGGCAGGUGUAUUGCUAAGAUGACCUUCUAAGUGUUGAGAAGCCUAAAAAUGUUCCUCCAGUCGGAGAUUUUGCCUAGAUGGGAAUUGUAUCUUUACUUGUUUCUUUCUUUUGGCUCUCAUUUUUAUUCUUUCUAUGAAGUCUUCCAAGCUUCUCAAGAAUACGAAGAAGAACUUGAUAGAAAAUUUGAACUGGAGAAAAAUACACUGGGGUUGAGGAAGGAUCCAGUUGAUUUUGAAUGGAAUUUCUGGAUGGAAUGGGGCAAAGGAUAUAUACUGUGGCUUCUUUUUGGCCACCUGGUGGUAUCACUGGUAUCCAGCAUUUAUAUGGAAAAGUACAAACCUUGGUUUCUGAUGGUGUAUGGAAUUGCUGCCUGUUGGCUUCUACUGGGGUCGAAAGGACUGACUAUGAUUUUUCUACAUGUCACUAUCUCGUAUUUAGUAGCCCAGUUGAAAAAUCCAGUGUUUACAUGGUUGACUUCUUUGCUUCUGUUGUCAACUCUGCAUCUAUCUGCCAUAGAAGAAGUGAAGAGAGGCUGGUAUGCCAGUGAAAAUGAGUAUUAUCUACUAGUUUUCACCCUGAUUGUGCGCUGUCUCUAUUAUACAAGCUUCAGUCUGGAAUAUUGUUGGGAUAGGACUACUGAGAUGAUACAGCAUUCAUUCCUUUGGAUGUUGUCAUAUACAUUCUACUAUCCUGUGUUUCACAAUGGACCUAUUAUCACCUUUGAUGAAUUUUAUACACAGAUGAGCAAACAACAAUCCUGCAAUUGGAAGUCCAAUCUAUCUAUUUUCAUCUGGGGAGCCAUUCGUAUUUUGAUUUGGUGGUGGUUGGCAGAAUUGAUGAUUCAUUUUAUGUAUAUGCAUGCUAUCUACAGUAGCAUUUCGCACCUGGAAGCAGUAACUUACUGGACGUUAGGUGGCCUUGCACUAGCCCAGGUCCUAUUUUUUUAUGUGAAAUACCUUGUACUUUUUGGUGUUCCAGCACUUGUCGUUCGCAUGGAUGGACUCAAGCCUCCUGAUUUACCUCGUUGUGUAAGCACCAUGUACAGUUUUUCUGGAAUGUGGAGAAGUUUUGAUGUUGGAUUACAUAGGUUCCUUAUCAGGUAUAUUUAUGUCCCAAUGGGAGGAUCUCAUUGCAGCAUAUUUAAGAUGUUGUUUUCGACUGCCAUCACAUUUGCUUUUGUAAGUUACUGGCAUGGAAGCCAUAGCUAUCUUUGGUCCUGGGCUGUGCUUAAUUGGCUUGGAGUAACAGCUGAAAAUGGAGUGAAGAGGAUUGUUUCUGUUCCAAUUGUCCAUAAUUUUAUUAACCGGGUUUUAUCCCCAAGAGGGAUUCGUCGAUUCCAUGCAGCAAUGGCAGCUGUAUCCACCACAUUCUUGAUUUUUUCCAACCUUAUCUUUCUUGGUGGAAACGAUGUUGGCAGAAUUUAUUGGAACAAGAUCUUCAAAGAAGUGAUUCACUUGAAAUGCCCUCCAAAUCUGGCUAUACUCCAAACUGAAGGGAAAUGAACCAAGACCUGAUAAGUUAUUCUGGAGAAGGCUGAUGCAGAAGCCCUGGGAGGUUGGAGAAAUGCUGUGCAUAUUUGUGUGGGAUUUGAAGCACUGGGUGCAGGCCCCUACUAGAUUUCAGGAGGCUGGUGUUAGUCCAUUACAUUUGUAAAUCCACACAUUGAUAGAACUCUUCUCCGUAAAUGUCUUAGGAGAAUGAUGUAUGGAUAAAUCCUAUGACAUGAAUUUUAAUUAAUUUGUAAAUUAAACAUCUGUAGGACACUUGGGAUGUUUCGUCUCUUCCCUCUUUCCCCACCACAAGGUUGAUCAAGUUAUUUAGGCACCUGAGGCAGGCAGCUCAACAAUACAUUCUAUCUUUCUUCAUAGCAAAAAUAUAACAUUAAAUAAAACUUCUCUGCAUUUUGCUGGUGUAAAUCUAGAUGUGUAAGUCAGCUACUUCAUUCUGCUUAAGGGGUCUGGUGGGGGGCGGCACUAUACAGUAUAAACUGGGAAUGCCUAAUCCCAUCCUCAAGCCAACACGCUGACAGAAAUGCUCUAAGUAUCCAUAAUUCCAUCAUUCCUGUUCAAAGCUUCAGAGAGCAAAGUGAGACUUUGCACAUUGUGGUAGAAUAUUCUUCCAGUCAUUUUUAAUGCAAGCGUCAGCACAAAAUAUGUUUUGCCAAUAACUGGGAUCUUCUGUUCAUCAAAGCAUUUUACUGUUUCCACAUUGCUACUAGUGUUGCCACAAUUUGCCCCUUGUCUUUUCUGGGAGAGAAGUUAAGGAGGGGAUAGUCUACAAUUUCCCACUAAGAAAAAUCAAUGGGCAGUAUUAAUUUUCACUCAUGUCAAAAUUUGGCGUUUAGUCAAACGUUAGUUUUCCUUUAGUCCUUCUGUUUCUUAAUUUCCUCCAGCAGCAUAUGGCAUCAUUUCCUAGCCAUUUUCAAGACCUGAGUAAAUAUAUUUGAGGUCAUGACAGAAUAGAUUGUGCAUGAUACAAGUAUGACAACAUGAAUGGUGGGUUGGCCAAGUGUUAUUAUAUAAUUCUAGGGGUGUUGUAUAAUUUGCAGCACUGGCUUGUUUAUAUGUGUUGUUUGUCAACGUGAAAAUGGUUGGGUUUAAAGUGUGGCAGGUGUUUGGGUAAAAAUAAAAGGAAAGAAAAACAAAAGCAUUUGCAUUUGAGAUCAUUAUAGAAGACAAUUGGAAGAUACAGAUGAGACCUUUCUAAAAUCUAGAUGACUAGUUUUUCAAAGAGGCAUGCAAUUGUGAUAAUGGAAGAUUUAAAUUAUUCUGACAUCUGCUGGGUAUCUAACUAUGCCAAGAAUCAGAAAACCAGAAAAUUCUGAUGACAACUUCAUUUGUCAGAAGAUGGGAAGAAAGAACAAGAAGUUAUGUUAUCCUGGACAUGUCCUUAGCAAGAGAGAGGAAAUUAUUGAAAAAAUAACAUAGAGUGGUAUUGGGAAAUAAAACUCAUAAUUAUGGCCUUCACAAUAUCCAGGGCAGGAGGCGAUGAAAGGAACUGACCUUUACAUUGGAUUUGGGGAAAGAAUGGAUAUCCAGGAAAUAUGGGAGAUACUGAGAGUGUAAAGAAAAAGGAUUUCUACAAGACAGAAAAGUAGAAGAUUUCUAAAGCCAGCACGAAAACAUGCAGAGCUCUCUAAUAUACCAAAGAGAAAAAAGAACAUGCUGGGGAAAUAAAAUGAGGGGAGCAUAACAAAAGAACAUUAUAAAAUGUAGGAAAGGUAAAUCUCAUAGUAGGCCUAGUUUUGCAGGAGAAUCCAAAAACAACAAAGGGUCCUUUGAGUAGAUUGGGAUCAAAAGGAAAGGCAAAGAGAAUGUAGAUUUUGUUGCAAAGAGAAAAUGAUGCUGAUGCCGAUAAUGAAUUUAACUCUAUUUUUGGUCUGUCUUGCCUCAGAAGAAAAUAAAAAUCCUAGCUGCUCCUUAUGCCAGUGGAAAGAAGGAAGAAGGAACUGCCAUUUAGAACAGGUAAAUAGUAGGUAAGGGAGAAUGUAGCUGAUUCAAGCAAAUUCAAGUCUCUAGGGCCAGAUGGAUUUCAACCUAGGAUCCUGAUGGAAUUAAUAAAGCAGAUACCAGAACUGCUUUCAGUAAUCUUUGAGAAGUGGGGGACUGGUGAGACCCCAGAAGACCGGAGGAGAGCAACUGUCAACAUUAUUUUCAAAAAGGUGAAUAAAGAGGGCUCACAGACAUUUCAGCUUGACUGUACUGGACAAACUCUUCAAACAGCAUGUUGUGAGCAGUUGGAUAGAUGUGUCAUAAUUAACAAAAGCCAAAGUGGGUUUGUCACAGCCAAUCAUGCCAGAUUAACUGCACCUCUUUCUUUGAAAGGCUUACUAGUUUAGAAGGUCAGAAGAAUCUGCAGACAUAGUAUAUCUAGACCUCAGCAAAUCAGUGUGCCACAUGAUUAUUUUCUUCAUUAAAUAAUAAAAUAUGGGCCAGUUGGAUUCAGAUUUGACUGAAUGACCAUAGUAAGAGAUUCAUUGAUGGCUCUACUUCAGCUCGGACAGAAGUAUCAAGUGGAGGGUAAGAAGGCUUUGUCUGGGUCCUCUGUUGCUCAACAUUUUUAUUAAUAAUUUUCUAUAAUGGAAUUAAAGGGGAUUUUAUAAGUGUGCAAUAACAGGAAACUUAUACUUGAGUUGUAAGUAAAAAGAUUCAAAAAGAUUUAGAGAAAAGGUCUUUAAUCUUUGUGUGCCAGGGGAGGGAAGGGAAGGGAGAUCUUUAUGAAUCUUUCCUUUCACGCAAAAAUAUAUAUUUAAAUGUAUAAAAUAAAAUUCUCUUGACACCAAAGCUGUAAAAGAAGAAGUAAGAAGAAGAUAAAAUAAAAUGCAUAGUUAUAUACAUUUAUCCUUUCCCUUGGGGCAUAACCCCAAUGGCUAAUCUCCAUUUCCCUCCUAAGAAAAUUUUAAAAAGAGCAUUUAAAAAAGAGUUAAGAAGUUCUGUCUUAUCAGCCUCCCACAUUAUCAUUUCACCACUUUCUCUUUGCAAAUGGACUUACAUUUCCAUUGGCUCCCAUAUUUGUUUUAAUGUACUGUUUUGUGUUAUUUUGAUAUUACUGACAUUACUUUCUUGAAGCAUCCACUUAUUCUGAGCUUUAGUAUUUUGGAGACAGGAGAGUGGCAAAGUUCCUCGUUUCUGGAGACUACCUUGUAUUCUUCUUUUACAUUUCUUGUAUGUUUCCUGUUUCCAUUUCUGAUACAAGUUUCUCUUUGUUGUUUUAGAGAGCUCUGUAUAUAACCAUGCUGGCCUCUGUAGAUCUUUUCCAUUUUUUUUCUUUCCUAAGAGAAAUUGUUUGUGGCUGCAUCUUCUGUGUCCAAUUUUAUAGAAUUUCCCAGCUUUCCUGGACACUUUUUUCCAGAAGAAUUUUAAGCCAUAAUAAGCUUGGUAGGCAUGCAAAAAAAGCUUAAAAAGCAAACAUUUUACAGGGGAUUUUAAAGAUUAAUAUUCAAUUAAAUCCAGAACCAUUUUAGGUUUGAUAGCCUAAACAGUUAGAAAAACUAUGAAGAUUACUCUAGUAAGAUUACUAUAUGCACAAAGAUAGGAAGAUGCAGCAUGAACGAUUGGGUAGUGAAAUUGAUAGAAGUUGCUGAGAUGGACAAAACUGAUUUUUGACAACCAAACUUUAAUAUUAGAGAAAGGAUAAUAUGUAUAUUUAUUGAUGAUUGAAAUCCCCUUAUAUAUUAUUUUGUGUGUAAAAAUAAAUAAGAACUAGAUUAUGGCUAGGAUGAUUAGACAGGGUAGAUUAUAGAACGAAGAGUGGUAUGUUGUAACCAUAGAGUAAUAAGUAAAUUAAUAAUUGUAUAUUACUGCUGUAAAGAAGCUAUUUCUUUG
Molecule: messenger RNA, 5488 nt
Organism: Pantherophis guttatus
Lineage: Eukaryota; Metazoa; Chordata; Lepidosauria; Squamata; Colubridae
Gene: HHAT
Product: hedgehog acyltransferase
Biological process (GO): protein palmitoylation
Cellular component (GO): endoplasmic reticulum
Molecular function (GO): palmitoyltransferase activity
Source: RefSeq, a predicted model, not a curated record